GGGGAGGGCUCAGCGCUCGGCCAAGUUCCCGGAUGGUCGCAGCCUCCCGGCGCCCAGCGCUUUUCCUGCCCGCCCCGGCCGGGCGCUGCGGACCCGGAGACGAGUUUCCCAGGGGGGGAGAAAAAAAAAGAUGCCCCUCGCGCCGCGGGGCCGCCGAGCCGCCCGGAGCCGCCGAGCGAUUUAAAGACAGAAGAAGCAUCCGCUAGAGAAGCCAAGUUAGGUGUUUGAAGACCUUUACUGAUCCCCCACACCACAGCACAUUUACCCACAAGACUGUUAAAAACUUAGCUGUCCAAGAUGCCGGUCCCUCCCCCGCCAGCACCCCCACCGCCACCAACAUUUGCAGUCGCCAACACCGAGAAACCCACCUUGAAUAAGACAGAACAGGCCGGGAGGAAUGCUCUUCUCUCUGACAUCAGCAAAGGGAAGAAACUGAAGAAGACAGUCACCAAUGACAGAAGUGCCCCAAUAUUGGACAAACCUAAAGGAGCCGGUGCCAGUGGCGGUGGUGGCUAUGGUGGAGGCGGCGGUGGUGGCUACGGUGGAGGAGGAGGAGGCAGCGGCGGUGGAAAUUUUGGAGGGGGUGGACCUCCCGGAUUGGGAGGACUAUUCCAGGCCGGAAUGCCGAAGCUGAGGUCCACCGCCAACAGGGAUAAUGAUUCUGGAGGGAGCCGACCACCGAUUUUGCCACCGGGAGGAAGAGCCACAUCUGCCAAGCCCUUUUCACCCCCGAGUGGCCCGGGGCGCUUCCCCGCACCCUCGCCUGGCCAUCGGAGUGGUCCCCCGGAGCCGCCCAGGAGCAGAAUGCCUCCCCCGAGGCCUGACGUGGGCUCGAAACCCGAGAGCCUUCCGCCGCCAGUACCAAACACGCCAAGACCCGUUCCGUCGAGCGUGCACAACCGAGGCUCCCCAGCAGCGCUGGGGGCCCCUAGGCCCCCCUUCCCCGGAAACCGAGGUGCUGCCUUUGGAGCAGGCUCUGCACGCCAGAACCCCUCGAGCGCCCCCUCUCCGUUCUCCAGGCCCCCUCUGCCCCCCACCCCAAGUCGGGCCUUGGAUGACAAGCCCCCUCCACCACCUCCUCCCGUGGGCAACAGGCCGCCCAUCCACAGAGAAGCGGUGCCCCCUCCUCCUCCUCCAUCACAGAACAGCAAACCUCCAGUGCCUUCCACCCCGCGGCCCGGGUCCGGGUGCCAGGCACCACCUCCUCCGCCACCGCCCAGCCGGCCCGGGCCUCCUCCGCUGCCCCCGGCUUCCAGCGAUGAGAUCCCGAGGCUGCCACAGCGGAACCUGUCCCUCUCGUCCUCUGCGCCUCCCUUGCCUUCACCCGGACGCUCGGGGCCUCUCCCUCCUCCGCCCAACGAGAGGCCCCCUCCGCCAGUGAGGGAUCCGCCAGGCAGAUCAGGCCCCCUCCCUCCACCGCCUCCCAUAAGCAGAAAUGGAAACACACCUCGGGCCCUGCCUGCCACCCCUCAGUUGCCAUCCAGGAGUGGAAUGGACAGUCCCAGAAGUGGGCCUAGGCCUCCUCUUCCUCCUGACAGGCCUGGUGCUGGGGCGCCGCCCCCACCCCCACCAUCCACAGCAGUUCGAAACGGCUUCCAAGAUUCAUCUUGUGAAGAUGAGUGGGAGAGCAGGUUCUACUUCCAUCCCAUUUCUGAUUUGCCACCUCCGGAGCCUUAUGUACCAACAGCCAAGUCCUAUCCUAGCAAACUUGCCAGGAGCGAAAGCCGGAGUGGAUCCAACCGAAGAGAAAGGGGCGCCCCACCCCUUCCUCCCAUCCCGAGGUGAUCUCUGCGUGCUCGUCUCUACCCAAGCUCCAAAGCUGCUUCUGUCGUUGCUGUUUGAAAACUGCACGCCCCUCCUCUUGUUUGCCCCCCUCAGACCGAGGAGGAGGGAAUAGAAGCUGAAGAGGUGAUACCUGCAUCUGGGGGUGGAGAGCAGGACAGCUGUGCCUCGCUGUUUAUGUUGUAUAUAUUUCUGAGCUAUUGCUUGUGUCAGCUGCCAGGGUUGGCUGCUGGGAUCCAUAAGCUUUUGUUGCAAAUAGGCAGAGACAAAUUGUAUCCCAGCUUUCAGCCCCAUGAAUUCAGACAUUCACUGUUUUUUGUUUUGUUUUUGUUUUUGUUUUUUCUGCUGCAGGGUGUAGUUGUUAAAUUCCCUGAGAGCUGGUUUUGUCCAUGCCUUUCUUUCUUGCUCACAUGGCCUCUGGUCUGCUUCCACAAACCACAGACCGCCCAAGCAAGUUGCUGAGCAGGCCUUAAAUGAAGCCCUGUGGUUGCAGAAUGUCCAACCCUCGGCAGUCUGAGGUAGGCGCCAAGGCACAGAACCAUAAUGUGAGCCCCAUAACCAGUCUUAAAAUGACCAGCAGCCAAGUUUUGUAAAGGCAAAGACAGACAGGUGAAAAGAAUUCCAUUUUGCUUAACUCUGUGCACCUGAAAUAUCACUUCGACCUGUAAUCAAUAUAGAAACAAUUAAUGAGAUAUUUACAUUUUUUGGUACUAAGCCUUUACACUCCAGUAAUCAUUUUGUACUUAGAACAAACACAUCGCCAGGUUACAAGUGUCCACAUGUGCCUAAGCACCACACUGUCAGACAGUCCGGACCUGCAAGACGGGAGCUAGAACAUAAACCUCUUAUCUAAAGAGGCAAAUUGAGUUUUAGCAGCUUAAGAGAUACCCCAGGACAAAGUCAGAGCUCAAUACCAUGUUUGGCAGACAGUGAGACCUUAGGUUUUUGUCCCUCCUUUUGCCUAUUUCCUUCAUUUGUUUGUACAGGUUUUUCUUCAAAGUAUCUUAGUCAGAAAUUGCUCUAAUACAGUUUACAGUCACAGGAAUAAAGCCGCUACAAAGUAGCUCUUUGUAGCACUUCCUAGCUCAGCACCAGCUGUCCCUCGCACUCCCUGGCCACUGGCCUUGCAGAUCUUCAAUGGCCUUCAGCCCUCUACUCCAGAGCAAACUCCUUUCUCAGGGCCAGCAGGAAAGGCUAGGAAGGCUAGCUAGGAGAAGAAAGUCAGAGAAGGUACCAAAUCAGAAUAGAGGGAGAAGGGCCCAGCUUUGAGAUGAUGGGCAGAGCUACAAAACCAACCGGGAUCAAGUGGAUUAAGGAGCUUACCAGUGGGAACCAGAAAGAUUUGGUUUUGAAUCUCUCAGGAGAACCGUUGUCUUGGGUCUGUGCAAGUAAGUUUAGCUACAGGACAGCAGAAAGGGCCAGACUUGCCUUUUAUAUAGAGAUAUAUAAAAUUUUGUUUACAAAAUUUUACUGGGACUUUUAAAUCUAGCUGUAGAGUUGAAAAAAAGAUUUCCACUUUGGUGUUUUCUAUAGUUGUGUUUGAUAUUACCAUUGUCUGUUAAAGCACACGGCCCACGUGUGCGUAUCUACCUGAACUUUGUAUUUGGGGGCCAUUACCCACGUGUUGCUGGGGGAUGCUAACAACAAAAAUAAAAUCAACCCAAAGAAAAAGAAUGGAAAGACAUUCCUAUUUAUAGAGUAAUUGAUUCAUUUAUACGAAAGCAGGUCUUAGGAGUCCUGGUAGACAAAAUGUCUAAUAAGUUAUAAAGUAACUGGUUUGAAUAUAUUGUAUUUUUAUAACUUUCCUUGCCAAAGCCCUGGACUUAGUACUUGCAAGAGUAAUUAUCCUCCCUUCUCCUCUGCCAUUUGUCUGUCUUCCAUGAGAACAAAGAAAUAAAACGUUUAACAAGCUUGACAUUUUUUUUUUAUUUCUAACAUUUUAAAAUUGCAUUUUGAACUCUUUGAUCUGAUGUUCACUAUAAUAAACAUCCUUUUGAUAGACUCUUAAGUGACCCAUUUUACUGAAAACAGAACUGGUCCCUCCUGUGCUACUUAUGGCAGAGAAAGGUGUGACUUAAAAAGCAUGGGCCUGAAUUUUUUAAGGGAUAACAAAAAUUGGACGAGUCCUAGUAUAUCUCAGUUUGUUUGUUUGUUUGUUUUUUAGGUACGUUCCUAAAUCAGAAAUAGGGUCACAGCUCAAAGUUGCCAUUCAUAAUAAAGAACUUUUGGGAUGUAUUUUUCAAAGAAUAUUUCAUUAAUACACCUACAUCCUUUCUUUGGAAGUCAGUGACCCAGUUGCAUUUAAAACUCUGGAGAAGUUCUGUGUUUAACUUUACCUGUGACACACACACACACACACACACACACACACACACAAUGCCUCUAUUCUUCCCUGAAAUCAAAGCUUACAUGUAUGUUUUUUCCAUAAUAUAUCCCAGUUAUGUGUAUUCAAGAUGCAAUACAGUAUUUUAACAUUUGCAAGUCAUUUUAUAUGGAAAUAUAUUGCAGUAUUAAAAAUCAGUGUUCUGUGUCUACUUCACUAUGCAUUCUAUUUACUGAAAGCCGAGAAAAUGUUUAACCCAAUGGUGCCUUACUCUGCGAUUGGAGAGGAAUUGACUUUUUUAUGUCUUAAGUAGUGGAUUAUUUGCAUAUUUGUAAAAACUAUUAGGUCUUUAUAGUUUAACUUGUAAUAUCGAUUUUGUUACUUUAGUAGCAGAAACAGAGUGGUUCUGAGGUCUCCUCAAAGGUUUGUUGUGGAAUUUAUUUUUCCUGCUUAUAGGCAGGAGCUAUAAAGGAUUUUUUUUUUCCAUGCCACUGCACUGUGUAAACAGGCACACGUAGGUAUCUGUGUCAUCAGGGUAGUUAAAUGGUAGGGUAGAAUCUACCAUAGACACCUGCCUCUGUAAGCUAGCCAGACGAUAAAUAAAAAACAGAAUGAUACGGUGUCAA
Molecule: messenger RNA, 4731 nt
Organism: Meriones unguiculatus (Mongolian gerbil)
Lineage: Eukaryota; Metazoa; Chordata; Mammalia; Rodentia; Muridae
Gene: Wipf1
Product: WAS/WASL interacting protein family member 1
Exons: 9
Coding region: 298-1785 (495 amino acids)
Molecular function (GO): actin binding
Source: RefSeq, a predicted model, not a curated record